AUGAUCGGAGCCUUGUAUCACACACUGAGGAGUGACGAUCCAGCAGCUGCAGUCCCCAUCCUGCGAGCCAUGUCCGCGGAGACGCCGUCGCCAGCGAGCCAGCGGCGACGGCAGUGCGCGGCAGCAGUGGCAGCCGCGGCCGCUGCUUGCCUCGCGCCUCUGGUCGUGUUCCUGGCGGUGCUCGUCCUCGUGCCGUCCCUUAUCCCGCGGCUGCUCCUCCGGCCGCACCACGUCGUCCCCUACGUCGCGUCCGGCGAGCUCCGCGCCCUGGCCUUCGACGCCGCGGCCUCAGCCGUCACGUACAACCUCUCCGCCGUGCUGCGGUUCGACGGCCCGCCGAACCUGUACGCGCGCCGGUACACGGGGAUCAGGGCCGCGCCGUUCUACGCCGGGCAGGAGCUCGGUGCCGCCGUGGCGCUGCCGGGGUUCACGCAGCGCAGCGGUGGAGGCAACGCGCUACCGGUAGCGUGGGCCGGCGUGCAACGCGUGCCGCCUGGCCGGCGCGCUCGCGCCGUGGCCGCGGCGCUCGCUCGGGAGCGUGCCGAGGGGUGGAUCAGCGUCAAGGUCGCCGUGCGCGCCGCGCAGGACGGCGCGGAGAGCGACUUCGCGUGCGUGCUGAGCUUUCCGGUGCCUCACAAGCGCGACGGUGGUGGCGCUGGCAAUGGCGCCGCCCCAGGGGUGUUCGAUGGCGGCAGUUGCAUUGACGCCGUACGCACCGAGUUCUAG
This is a messenger RNA of Miscanthus lutarioriparius, 726 nucleotides long. The record is from the annotation of a GenBank genome assembly. Lineage: Eukaryota; Viridiplantae; Streptophyta; Magnoliopsida; Poales; Poaceae.